This is a messenger RNA of Anoplopoma fimbria (sablefish), 1961 nucleotides long. It is a transcript of the gene gtpbp6, whose product is annotated as GTP binding protein 6 (putative). Gene Ontology annotation, molecular function: ribosome binding; GTP binding. The coding region runs from base 127 to 1716 and encodes 529 amino acids. The transcript has 10 exons. The record is from RefSeq and is a predicted model, not a curated record. NCBI's taxonomy places the organism in Eukaryota, Metazoa, Chordata, Actinopteri, Perciformes, Anoplopomatidae. Gene Ontology annotation, cellular component: cytoplasm.
GUAGUAACCAGAGCGGCCAGCAGGGGGCGGUGUCUCUGCGGUCUACGGCGAGCGAGAGGACGAACGCAUCGCCAGUGCGCAUGCGUGGAGUCAUCUCAGCGGCGGACGCGCAGUGAUGACGCUGUGAUGACGCUGUGCGGCGGGAGCAGCGUGGCGGUCCUGAGGGCGCGCGUCUGGUUGACGGUCCUGCAGCGUGGCCGCGCACACACCUGUCUGACGUCACCGGCUACCUGCAGACUCACGCACGCGCCUGGGCGUGCGCUGAGAGCCGCGUGCGCCCUUCAGCUGAGGGCGUGCACGUCGAAGAGCACGGAUGACGUCACCGGCGGCGGUCUGCAGGUGGAGGAGGAGGAUGAUGGAGGUGAUGGAGGUGAUGAUGACGUCAUGGGGGAGCGCGAGGUGGAGGAGCUGUUCAGGCUGCACGCGCCCUCAGGUGCUCAGCAGCACAGAGUGCUCGUGCUGCACCCCGACGUGAAGUGGGGGAGCCGCAAGCAGCACCUGACCACAGCUGAGCUGAUGAUGGCCGAGGCCGUGGGGCUCGUGAACACUUUGGACAACUGGAGAGUGGUGGACAAGCUCAUCAUGUCCACCAAGACACCAGAGAAGAAGAAGAUCUUCGGCAAAGGAAACUUCCAGACUCUGACAGAGAAAAUCCGACAGACAGCAGGAAUCACUGCAGUGUUUGUGAACGUGGAGCGUCUGUCUCCACUGUCUGAGAGGGAGUUUGAGGAGGCCUGGGGGGUCAAAGUCUUCGACAGAUACUCGAUGGUCCUCCACAUCUUCCGCUGCAACGCCAGAACCAAAGAGGCCAAGUUACAGAUCUCUCUGGCGGAGAUCCCCUUGUUACGAUCCCGUCUGAAAAAUGAAAUGGCAAACUUGGAUCAGCAGGGCGGAGGAGCGAGAUACAUCGGAGGCUCAGGCGAGACACUGAUGGAGGUCCAGCAGAGAGUUCUGAGGGAGCGAGAGAUGAAGAUCCGCUCGGCGCUGGAGAAACUGAGGAGGAAGAGACACCUGCUGAGAUCUCAGCGUCGACACAAAGAGUUCCCCAUCGUCUCCGUGUUGGGAUACACAAACUGUGGUAAAACGACCCUGAUCAAAGCGCUGACGGGCGACGUUGCGCUUCAACCCAGAAACCAGCUGUUCGCCACGCUGGAUGUCACCGUCCACGCCGGCCUGCUGCCCAGUCACAUGACCGUCCUCUACGUGGACACCAUCGGCUUCCUGUCCCAGCUGCCCCACCAGCUCAUCGACUCCUUCUCCGCCACGCUGGAGGACAUCAAACACUCGGACCUUCUGGUCCACGUCAGAGACAUCAGUCAUCCGGAGACGGUGAACCAGAAGGUGAACGUACUGAGCGUUCUGAAGAACCUACAAAUCCCCGACAAGCUGAUGAACUCCAUGAUAGAAGUCCACAAUAAAAUCGACCUCGUUGACAACUAUCAGCUCUCGGAGCCCGACGCUCUGCCCAUCUCAGCCGUGGAGCAGCGAGGUCUGGACGUUCUGAGGACGACGGUGGAGGACGAGAUCCUGAAGUCUACGGGGAAACACAUGUUAGACCUCAGCGUUGACCUCAGCUCUCCUCAGCUAAGUUGGCUGUACAAGGAGGCCUCUGUUCAGGACGUGCAGGUGAACGCAGACGAAGGCUCGGCCGUCGUCAAGGUCAUCAUCAGCGCCGCAGCUUACGGACGCUACAAGAAACUGUUCACGGGGAGAUGACGGAGAAGAAGAGCGAUACCUCCUCCUGCUGCAGGAGGCAGACCAGCCUUCAAAUGAUUAAUCAGCUCAUUAAAGCUACACAUGAACAACAACAACACGUGUCACUGGCUGCCUGAUCGCUACUGAGCAUGAGCAGAUCUCAACAGAGGAGAAAGAACGGAGACGGCUCACUCUUCCAUCAUCAUCAUCAUCAUCAUCUCUGGCGUAUCGUUAGCAACUUGAAAUGUUGUUAUCGAACAUCUCCA